AUGAGCUCUCAACAAACCUGUACACAGAACACUCCGAACGCCGGUGGGGCUGGGAAAAAACGUCGUCGUGAAGGGGAUAUGGAGGAACGUCAAGAAGAAGACAACCGCUUUGAUGAAGUACAAGAUUUAUCUGAUGAAGAAGAUUCGGAUGGAGAACUUACGCACGGAGAAGUUCUGGACCAAAAACGAAAGCAAACGGCAAAACUCAAAGUACUCACUCGGAUUCGACAUCGGAAUGAAGGUAUUGGGAAGCUCGCUGGCAAUCAUCCGGUGCCUAAAGCUGCGACACCGCUGGCUAGAGCGAUCCAUGAAUUCGUCCGAAUGCUCAUGGGCAUCCCAAGGAAAUCAAGAGGGUCUUCAGCUCUUGAAGACGCCGGCGAAAAAAAGAUGCCAGAUCCACCUUCUGAACUCGAACAUCAAGCUUGGGAGUCCCGGAGGCAGAGAAGAGAGAUAUUCAUUCGGGAGGCACAAGAUCAUGCAAUGACCAAAUAUCUUUCGAAAAAACCACCUGGCUUCAAACCAAACCAAAAGCAGCGAAGGGUAGUUGAGAAGGACGCAGCAGAAAUGGCAUCCCUGAAACGUCCGAUGCAGCCGGUCAUCUUCACAUCUCGCAUCCUCACUGGAAUUCGUACCAGGUAUGCACACCAUUGGGUGACCUCAUGCGAGGCAAGCUUGGCCAUGGCAGGCUUUCCUCGUUGUACCUUUGACUGGGAAUCAUCAUACGAUUCACCUUGGAACUCAGUGACUGCAACCAUCAUCUUGGCUCAUUGGGUGAAAGCAUAUGAAGCAAACGGCGCAAGAGAGUUCGGUAUCCUGGUCACAGACAACACACCUGCCAAUCGGGAAGAAGUGCUUCGCCGUUGGUGUGGGAACAAAGCUCCAAAGUUUCAAGACCAAACUCGAAAGGUUGCGUUGACAAAAACUCCUGAAGGGCGGAAGAUCCUUGAGGAUAAUAUUUCGAUUGCAAAAGGAAUUUCAAGCAAAAAACAAAACAUGAAUAAGAUCUACGAUGCCAGGUUAUAUAUGGCGGUCAAACUCUUUGGUGCAGACUCACCCGAGUUCAAGAUGUUAUCUCAUCCCGAAGUUCAUUCAGAAGAUGAACUAGUCACAACCAACUGCGGCUCCCGUCAAAAAUUACGACUUGAAUGGCGCAGCCAAGAGUUAGAUACUUUGAUAGGUUUGCUCGACACGGCUUACUGGAAGCGCAAAACGAUUCCCAAAGAGAGAAGGUUGGCAAAACAACUAGUCGAAAGAGGUACCUACUCACCUACCCCCAACAAGGAUCGCUUCCCUCCAAAGGGGUUUCAGCAAUUGCUGGUUUCCCCAUCCUGGUAUGACCAGCAGGAAGGUUUAGUCUUAUCAGAAUUGGAACUGAAUGAAAAUCACCCUGUGGAUAUACACAGUGCCGUCGAGGAUGCCAAGAUCACCUUCAAGUCCUUAUCCGCGUUGGCGGCAGAACAACAAAAUGAACCCAGUGGCUCACACACAAUGAACACCCAGUGA
This is a messenger RNA of Melampsora larici-populina 98AG31, 1503 nucleotides long. RefSeq lists its product as uncharacterized. Lineage: Eukaryota; Fungi; Basidiomycota; Pucciniomycetes; Pucciniales; Melampsoraceae. The record is from RefSeq and is a predicted model, not a curated record. Bases 1 to 1503 code for a protein of 500 amino acids. The transcript is spliced from 4 exons.